This is a messenger RNA of Gossypium raimondii (Peruvian cotton), 1034 nucleotides long. RefSeq names its product polyadenylate-binding protein 2. NCBI's taxonomy places the organism in Eukaryota, Viridiplantae, Streptophyta, Magnoliopsida, Malvales, Malvaceae. The record is from RefSeq and is a predicted model, not a curated record. Gene Ontology annotation, molecular function: RNA binding. The coding region runs from base 123 to 710 and encodes 195 amino acids. The transcript has 6 exons.
AUCGAAAGGGUUCUAGCAUUGAAAAAAAAAAAGCUUACUUAAGCUAAAACUAGCAGCUGCUUUCUAUCAGAUUUUUCUUUUCUGUUCUUCAAAAAAAAAUCUAUUAAUUUGAAAAAAAAAACAUGGAAGGAGACGAUGUAGACAUGGCAGCUGCUGAAUCCACUGAAGCAGAUCUUGAUGACAUGAAAAAAAGGUUAAAAGAGAUGGAGGAAGAAGCCGCUGCUCUUCGUGAGAUGCAAGCUAAGGUCGAGAAAGAGAUGGGUUCCGUACAAGAUCCUGCUGCUGCUGCAGCUACAUCUCAGGCAAAUCGAGAGGAAGUGGAUUCUCGAUCAGUCUUUGUGGGCAAUGUGGAUUAUUCAUGUACUCCUGAAGAAGUUCAACAGCAUUUCCAGACUUGUGGGACUGUAAAUAGGGUUACUAUUCGUACAGACAAGUAUGGUCAGCCAAAGGGUUAUGCUUAUGUAGAGUUCGUUGAAGCUGAGGCUGUUCAGGAAGCUCUUCUUUUGAAUGAAUCUGAACUUCAUGGCAGGCAAUUAAAGGUCACAGCUAAGCGGACCAAUAUACCUGGGAUGAAACAAUAUCGUCCACGUCGGUCCAACCCUUUUAUGCGACCCAGGGGUCCAUUCAUGGCUCCAUAUUUCUUUGCUCCAUAUGGAUAUGGGAAGGUUCCACGGUUGAGAAUGGCAACGCGUUACAGCCCCUAUUAUUAGGUACUUGGACUGAACUGGUUGUUCUGAAUGCUUUUCCUAUCCGCAUCUUUGAGGUUCGUUGUAUCGAAUUGAAGUCGAUAUGCCAAAGCUAUGGUACAAAAUUGGUGGUCUACUUUGAUUGAUGGUGAACUACUUUAGUAUGUUUCUUCUGUGUUGUCUGAUGAUGUAGACAUGUUUUGAGUAAUGUUGAGCUGCCCUUUGUGCUUUUUCCUCAAGAAACAUCUUGUUGGUACUUUUUUCUUAAGAAUUGAAUCAUCAGCUUUUAGACUUAUGUUUAAAACCACAAGUACAAUUUAGGAUGCUAUAUUUUGAAUUUUUUUUUAA